GGCGGACACCGUCCCCUCCUCUCUGAUCCGACCUCUCGGACGAAAGACACCUGUUUGAGUGGUUUCUCGUCCCAACAGAUUGGGGUCCCGCCCUGUCAUGAUCCCUGUGGGUUUCCGGUGUGAAGGUCGUAGUUUGCCUGUCAACCGGUUACCACAGCGGCUCAAAUGGGCGAAAACAACCCAAAAAAAAAAAAAGACGAGUGCUAGCAGAUAAACACGGGCAUGGCGGCGCGUUCCUGAUUAGGGUCCCAUCCAUGCUCGCCUCGUGGCUGGCCCGGGAUUAUGGGACACAAGGGGCGAACCCGGAGAGUCGGGCAGGGAGGGAUGGUCCUUAAACGGCGCAAUAUUGCGGCAGCAGGCCGGGAUGUGGGUUGGGUGGGCAGUGGAUAGCUGACAACCCCCGGAAACGCUGACAUGCUCGCCGGCCAUCGAUGUAUAUACAUACAUACAUGCCCCAGAGAGCGCAUCGGUGUUGAGAAUCCUACACAUGCUGCCAACCUGGUUUCCAUUCCUUAUCACCGCUCACGCCGAACCGUAUAGGGACCCCAAGGCAGACGUCGAUGACCUGCCGGCGCCCACACAGUGCUUGCCCCAGCCAGCUCCUGUCGCUAUCUAUUAAUCUUUAGGACCAGUUUUUCUUUUCUUUUCUUUGCGUUUCUCUUCUUUAUUUAGUUCCACAAUCCUCUCUCCUUUUGCGAGGGACUUCAUCAAGCCACCACGGCGGGCAUCCCGAAGGCCUUCAAUGUCGGCGCCGCCAAACACCACCCUCGGCGCGGGGGGAGGCCGAGCGUACCGGCGAUGCGAUGAGGUCAGCGCCUUCUGCCCCGUCCAGCUGACGACGCUGGGCUACUAUCCCAACCGGGGCGCCAACUACUUCUUCGCCAUCGGCUUUGGGCUGUGCAUCAUCGUGGCGCUCGUGCUGGGGACGUGGAAGAAGACGUGGAGCUACAUGGCCUUCCUGACCGCCGGGUGCGCGCUGGAGCUUGCGGGCUACGGAGCCCGCGUCGCGCUGGCCGACAACCCAUGGAACAAGCACGCGUUCGAGACGCAGAUCUGCGCCAUCGUGCUCGGCCCGACCCUCAUCUGCAUCUCCAUCUACCUCACGCUCAAGCACGUCACGCUCGCCCUGGGGCCGUCCCUGUCGCGCGUGCCGCCGCGCGUGUACCCGCUCAUCUUCGUGCCGGCCGACGUGUCGUGCCUGCUGGUGCAGGCCGUCGGCGGCGCCCUGGCCGCCAGCGCGUCGGCGGGCGACGGCGUGCCGAACCUGGACCUCGUCAACGCGGGGAACCGCGCCAUCAUCGCCGGCAUCUGCCUGCAGGUCGUGGUGCUGGCCGCGUUCGGCAUCAUGUCGGCCGACUUCUACCUCCGCGUGCGGCGGCGGGUGGCCUCCGGGCAGGCCGACGCGGAAGCUGCGGCGCUUUGGCGCGACGGCAAGUUCCGCGCCUUCGCGGGCGCCGUGGCCGUGGCGUACGCGGCCGUCUUCGCGAGGUGCGUCUACCGCAUCGCCGAGAUGGCGGGCGGGUGGGGGAACCACAUCAUGCAGGACGAGGCGUCCUUCAUCGUGCUCGACAGCGUCAUGAUGCUCGUCGCCUCGGCCCUCCUGGCCGCCUUCGCGCCGGGCCUGCUCUUCCCCCAGAUGGCCGAGGCCAUGAACGCCAGACGGGACGAAGAGGCCAAGGCCAAGGAGGGCGCCGCCGCCGCCGCCGCCGCCGCCGCCGCCGACUCGGAGGUGAACACGGGGAAUGAAAGCCAAGACACAGAGAAGAGCGCGCCCCCGACCUCACAGGGGGAAGCCAAGGUGACUCCAUAGAUGAAGGCUUCAUAGCUUUGUUGGGGCGCUUUCUUGGGUGCAAUUUCAUGUUUGCCGGCUCACAACGGCCUCGUCCUUUCCAUUUUUAUUUUGAUCUUGGGCUAGAUUAUCAGACUUGUAGAGGCUUAGUCGUAUAUAGAUUGGCUCAGCAUACGAUGAGAACCUCAACGCGGCCAUCAUUUAGUAUUCUGUCGUGAUAGGGAAGCAAACUAGAGGAUAGGGUGGUAGACAUGAAUUCAACAUGGCGCGGAAGAUUCUCGUCGAUGGCUUCCUUCAGGAAGUGACAACAAGCAAUAUCCCGUGGGAAACGCCGCAACGGAGGCAUGACGAG
Molecule: messenger RNA, 2141 nt
Organism: Gaeumannomyces tritici R3-111a-1
Lineage: Eukaryota; Fungi; Ascomycota; Sordariomycetes; Magnaporthales; Magnaporthaceae
Exons: 2
Coding region: 743-1810 (355 amino acids)
Cellular component (GO): fungal-type vacuole; plasma membrane
Source: RefSeq, a predicted model, not a curated record